Molecule: messenger RNA, 3561 nt
Organism: Megalopta genalis
Lineage: Eukaryota; Metazoa; Arthropoda; Insecta; Hymenoptera; Halictidae
Source: RefSeq, a predicted model, not a curated record
AUGGAAUCCUAAGUCUGUGCUUCAUAGUUGUAUUUGGACGUAUGCACACACGUUUCUGCUCAUACACGUACAUGUCGCUAUAGGUGAAUUUUUAAGGAUGAUUUUUAACUGUUACUGACUAAAGAACUAGCACGAAAUCAUCCCUUUUUGUUUUGUAUAAUUUAACUCUUUUUUUGCCAUGAAUAAUUAUGUGGAAUUUGAAUUUUCUCUCACCUGUUGCCAAACACCCUCUAUUAUAUAUGUAUAUACGUACAUUAUACAUGCGUAUGCAAUACACAUACUAUAAUAGUAUGUAUCUAUCUAUGUAUGUGAAAGUGGACUUGUGUGUCUAUUGUCAACCUAUCAUCCGACACCAUAAGAUAUUCACUAGGAAUCUUUGUUUUUUUUGUUUAUACUAGCAUUAAACAUUACAGUAUAAAUACAAUCGAACUAUUAAUACACGAUACAUUGGGAUAACUUAUUGUUAAUAUCUCUAUCGUUGAUAUUCUUCGAAUUCAAUAAGGCGAGUUGUUGGUGUUUACUGAACACGUGUUCAUUGUUAAAUGUUUUGUUGUGAACGCAUUUAUUCUACAUAAAAAUGGGGAAAGGACGAAAACAUGCGCCGAAAAAGAAUUUCGCUGAGAAGCGUCGUGAGAAACAAAAGAAAAAGGAUGAAUGGGAUCACACACCUCAUCGUAACUAUGCCGACAUUAUCAGAGAAAAUGCAGAAUUUGAAAAUUAUUAUAAAACUCAGGGAAUUGUACCAGAUGAUCAGUGGGACUCAUUUAUGACUAUGAUGAAAAAAAAUCUGCCAGUAGCAUUUAGAAUUACUGGAUCAAAAAUGGAAGCUAAGAGAUUACUUGAGACUAUUAAAGGGGAUUUUUUCAAAGAAAUCCUAAACACCAGUUUAGAAAAUUACUCCGAAAAUAGUGAAGAAACCAAGGAGAUAUUACAUUGUCUGCCAUUUUAUCCUGACUGCUUAGCUUGGCAGCUACAGUUGACGAGGAAAGAUAUCAGGAGAUCUGAAGCUUAUUUUAAACUGCAUAAUUUUUUAGUUGUUGAAACUAAUUGUGGCAGUAUCAGCCGACAAGAGGUGGUUAGCAUGGUACCACCUUUAGUAUUAGACGUGAAACCUUCACACAAGGUUCUAGAUAUGUGUGCUGCACCGGGAUCAAAAACAGCUCAGCUUAUAGAAAUGCUACAUCCUGAUGAGGGAAAUGGAUUGCCAGAGGGUUUUGUAAUAGCCAAUGAUUUGGACAAUAAUCGUUGUUAUAUGCUUGUGCAUCAAGCAAAGAGGCUUAAUAGUCCAGUUAUUUUAAUUACAAAUCACGAUGCUUCUGUGUUGCCUAAUUUAACAUUUACAACACCAGAUGGUACAAAAGAAGACUUAAAAUUUGAUAGAAUACUUGCUGAUGUACCAUGCAGUGGAGAUGGUACAAUGAGAAAAAAUCCAGAUAUCUGGUGUAAGUGGAGUCCAGCUAAUGGUAAUAAUCUUCAUGGAGUUCAAUAUAGGAUAGCAAAGAGGGGUUUGGAGUUAUUAGCAGUUGGUGGUAGAAUGGUAUAUUCUACUUGCUCAUUAAAUCCAAUUGAAAAUGAAGCAGUUCUACAUAGACUUCUUCUCGAAACUGGAGAUUCUGUACAUAUAGUUGAAGGCAGGGAUUUGGUUCCCGGAUUAGUAUGCGAUCCAGGUGUGUCACAUUGGUUACCGGCAUCGAAAGAUUUACAGUAUUAUAAAUCAUGGGAAGAUGUGCCGGAACAAUGGCAAACACAAGUGCGACCGAAAAUGUUCCCUCCAAAACCAGAGGAUGCUGCUAAAUUCCAUUUUGAACGAUGUAUGAGGAUAUUACCACAUCAUCAAGACACCGGUGGUUUCUUCGUGGCCGUUUUAGAAAAGGUAAAACCAUUACCUUGGGAAUCGAGUCAGAAUGAGUCUGAUGCUAAGGAAGGCACUGAAGAAUUAAGCUUGGAGGAAGAGGCAGAGAAAGAUAAAGAUCACCAAUUAUCCUCGGGAAAAAAACCAUUAAGUGAUGAUCAGAAACCUCGAGGUCUGAGGAGGAAUCGUAGAAAAGCCAAGGGUUUUAGGGAGGAUCCGUUUAUUUUCUUCAAAAAUGAUCAGGACGAGGUCUGGUUAUCAGUUAAAAAAUUCUAUGGUAUAUCCGACGAACUGGAUGCUAAAAGUUUAUUAGUACGAAAUUUAGGACGUAGGAAAAAAAACAUUUACUAUACAUCACCCGAAAUUCGUAACGUUGUUCUGUCGAACGAGGACCAAAUAAAAUUGAUAAAUACUGGAGUGAAAUCAUUUACACGUUGCGAAAGCAGGAACGCGAACAAAAACAACCAUUUCCCAUAUAGGCUUGCGUGGGAGGGCCUGCAAAUUCUUAUUAAUUAUAUUGGUGAUAGCAGAAGGGUUCCAAUAAAUAGAGAAGAUUUAGUAACAUUAUUGCAAAAUAAUGAUCCUAAGGCAGCACCCGAAAUAGUGAAACUUCAUCCAGAUACACAAGAAUCUUUAAAAAAUCUUGAAACUGGAAGUUGUGUUUUAAUUUAUGAAGAAAAAGGGACCGACAAUCCGAAUCCAUUGAAAUUAAAUAUAGUAGGAUGGAGGGGUACUAUGUCUCUCAGGGCUUAUGUCCCUUUAAUUGACGCGAUACAUUAUUUACGUUUGUUGGGAGCUGAUUGUUCAAUGUUCGAGAGAAACAAAUUCAAGGAACGCGCCGAAGAAACAGAAGUUAAAACUGAAGCAGAAGUUAAAACUGAACCAGAAAUUACUGUUAAAAAGGAAGUUAUUGAUGAAGUAAAUGCUGAUGAAAAUAUGUCCGAAAUAGAGAAUAAUUUAGAAUCCGAAGAAAACAAUACCAACAAAACAGCUAUUGUCAAAUUGGAAAAAAUGGAUGUUUCAGAAACAUCUGUGGAAUUAGGGAAUACCCAAUCGGAAGUUACUGACGAUGCAAAAGUUAGUGAAAAUAAUGUUAUCGAAAUGAAGGAUAUUUCAGAGACGACCAAUUGAAAACUACCAAACGAAUCGAAAGAAUAACACGCAAUUCUUCGUGUAUGAUGGUGCUCCACUCGUUGAAGUCCAAGAAGAGUGUCAAGACAGGUCAUGUUUAAUAUGGCACGAUUAAACUUACUACAAUGAGAACGAAAAUAAAUUACUUCUACGGGACAAGAAAGUUACAAUGAUCUUAUGGGAAAUGCCGUGUUUACUAUCCAUUUUCAAUGAAAUAAUUUAUGAAAUUACAUAUAUUACUCCGAGUUAUUUUGAGCGACGAGUACCCUUUCCUUUCGUUCAUCAUGUUCGGCCACUAGGAUAUUAUUUGACUCAUUGAUUAUAGUACAAAUAUUAUUAUAAACAUGGCCGGAUGCUGAGGAAUCAUUCAUUCAAAAACGGCGGUCGCCAUAACGUUCAAUAACAUGUUUGUAAAUUGUAUGGAACUCCUUUUUACUACCGUAUGUUAAAUUCGAAAAAGAUGAGUACUUGCUACAACUCGUUGAUAUCCGUCUCGGACUAUGGUCACACGAGCGUUACGUUCGAUUUAUGUAAUUAAUAAAUGUCUACAUAUAUUAUUUUGACCAGAACAAUUCUAA